UUUAGAGUCCGAUUUGCACGAGGUGUAGAAGGUGGGGCUGUACUAAACCAAAUGGUGUGUAAAGUUUUCCACACGGGACCUAGCUCAGUGACAAUUGAUCUAGAUCUACAAAAGGAAUACGUGAGCUACUUAGUGAUCACUCUUUUCCACUUUCCAGCCUACAUGCCCUACCAGUUGGUGGAGUGGUUCACCUAUCACCAGUGUUAUCACGUUGAAACGUCUUUGAUCCAUUUUGUACCACGUACGGUCGGCCAAGAUGCCUCAAUGGGGAGGAGGAAACAGAUGCUCAAGAUGUGACAAGUCCGUCUACACCGCAGAUGAGAUAAUUGCUGCAGGGAAGUCUUGGCACAAAUUGUGUUUCUCAUGCGAAUCUUGCAGUAAGCGCCUGGAUUCCACCACCGUGUCCGAUAAGGAGGGGAAAAUCUACUGUAAAGGGUGCUACGGGAAGCACUUCGGGCCGAAAGGAUACGGAUAUGGCGGAGGGGCCGGUGCUCUUACAAACACAGACUAGAUAAAUAUCUUGGUAUUGCUACGGAAAUGUGGUAUUGCUAAGGUAUUACAAUGAAAUGUGUCCGGUUUCAUGAAAGGACCUGUGGGAUGUUUUAUCCGCCAAGUCACCACUUUAUCCGACAGUUACCAUAGUAACAGUGCCUCUCAGCCAAUCAAAAUCAAGGAAAGUUGUCAGAUCUGACGACUUGUGGACGAAACAUUGAUGAAACGCUCCCUCGGGGCCCGGUUGCAGUAACGGUUGCGUUAAACGCAAGUCAAAAUAUCAAGCACAAACCCCAAAUGCGCAACUUUAAUUGGUUGAAAAUUUAGUUGCAUAAAAAAUAUAUGUUUUCAUUGUUUUUCAGAGUUAUGUUUGAUUGCGAUUGUUUCUGCAACUGGGACCUGCGGGGGGGGGGGGGGGGGGUGGGUUCACAAAGAUUUAAGUGUAACUUAGGCCCAGCGCACACUAUGCAAUUCGAUGCGACGCGACUUUUUCUUUUAAUAAAUUACAUUUCGCAUUAAGUGUUUCGUUUCCAGGAAGCAAAAUGAUUUUAUUUGAAGUUCGGCAUAAUGUUAGGAAUAAUAAAAUCAUAAUUGUACUGUUUAAGGCAAGCCCUGUAUUCGGAGAAAAAAACUGACUUGACUUUUAUUCCAAUAACGGGAGGCUCGAGUCCUAUCGCAAUUAUGAAUUAUGAUUGCUAAGAUUGUAUGGCUUGGAAUGUUCAUAUGAAAAUGUUAUUGCAAUUUCUUUGAAAUUCGGAUCGCAACGAAUCGCUUCGUGUGCACUGGUCUUUAGAUUCGCACUUUUUUGUUAAAAGUGUGCCAUAGAAGAAUCGCCGAUGUUCAUAGGGAGUUUCCACAAUCACUAGUCUACGCAGACGCUGCUUGGAUUUGAUUUGAAUUGAAUAACUUUAUUGUCCAUAAAGGAAAUUCUUUUUACGGGCGAUUCCAUACGUGUCGUACGGGACAUUUUGACAAAAAUUUCUAGUUUCCUAGCCGAAUGCUUGAGUAAUAGAAUAUUAUAUUUUUUCAAUGAUAAAGCUAUAGUGGGUAGUCAUGUGAAAAACUAAUAACCAACACAAAAAAAAAAUUAUGGGUAAAUUAUAGAUGAAAAUGUUGUGUGUCGUACUGGACGCGGAAAUGUCCCGUACGACACGCAACAUUUUAAGCUCUAAUUCACCUAUGGACAACAUAUUUUUGUUGUCAGUUUUUUGCAUGUCUUCCCAGUAGUACUUUAAUAUCACCACAAAGCAAAUUGAAGUUGAAGUUCGUUUGGACAGCAGGCUGGAAAAUGUUGUGAAAAUUGCUGAUUUUUCUAGCAUGGAAUCGCCCUUACACAACGAUGUAUACACAUACAUACACACAAAACAGAUGGUGAUAACAUGACAACAUAAGGAAUUUGGUUUGGCUCAGGUAUACAAGAUUCACGUAAAAUUUACAAUGCACAAUUAUUUGAAUUCUAAGUCCAAGUACAUUAAAACUUGAAUACUUGCACUUAGCAUUGAACAGAAUUUAGUAAAGUAUCUGUAGUAUGUCAACUUUAUGAGUAAUUUUACUUGUUGUUAUGUUACAAAUCGUUCAUCUACUUAUAACCCAAAAGAAGGUUCUGUUCUUUUGAAUAGGCCAUACAACUUUUUAUAAAUAAUUUUCUCAAAAGUAUUCUAUGGCAUCAAUACAUUCCUGUUUGUUAUAUGGCGAUAUGCACGAUGAUUAAAAAGGCAUUCUUAUUAAAGCAUUAAAAAUACAGAAUUUUAUUAAUGAAUUAUAUUAUAUGAAUCUAUAUUGUAGAAAUAGUAUAUGAACUUCGAUUUAAGUCAUGUAAACAGUGUCUUCAAUAACUGUGUUGAUGUUAUGCAAUAUUAUUUGUAGAAUUGAUAUUGUAAGUUUUUCAUAAAUUUAACGAAAUUAAACCACGGGUUUACAUUAGAGGAUUUAUGACUGACUGAAGAAUAUAUAUAUACAUAUAUAUAUAUUUAAUUUGAAAGUAUGUUUGUGAAACUGGAGGUCAUCAUUGUAAGCAGUUUUACAAAACUACAGGGCUAACUUGCAGGGGUAAAUGAAUUAAUAAAAAUUAAUGAAUAAUA
Molecule: messenger RNA, 2573 nt
Organism: Lytechinus pictus (painted urchin)
Lineage: Eukaryota; Metazoa; Echinodermata; Echinoidea; Temnopleuroida; Toxopneustidae
Product: cysteine and glycine-rich protein 2-like
Exons: 5
Coding region: 257-511 (84 amino acids)
Biological process (GO): muscle tissue development; sarcomere organization
Cellular component (GO): cytoplasm; nucleus; Z disc
Molecular function (GO): structural constituent of muscle; actinin binding
Source: RefSeq, a predicted model, not a curated record